Messenger RNA from Prunus mume (Japanese apricot), 871 nucleotides. The record is from RefSeq and is a predicted model, not a curated record. NCBI's taxonomy places the organism in Eukaryota, Viridiplantae, Streptophyta, Magnoliopsida, Rosales, Rosaceae.
AUGGAAGAUAAACAAAGAGAGUUAGGAGAAGAAGAGAAAGAAGAAGAACAUGCCAAAGUGGAAAUCUGGAAAUAUGUGUUCGGGUUUGUCGAAAUCGCAGUGGUAAAAUGUGCCAUUGAGCUUGGAAUAGCUGAUGCAAUUGAAAGCCAUGGCAGCCCCAUGACACUCCUAGAGCUAUCAUCUGCUCUAAGAUGUGAUCCUUCUCCCCUUUACCGCAUCAUGAGGGUCCUAGUCCACCUCAAAAUAUUCAAAGAAAAUCCAGCAACCCAAAUAGGCCCCAAAGUUUAUGCACAAACACCCUUGUCCAAACGGCUAUUGAAAUCCGGAGAAAACAGCAUGGCUGCUUUAAUUUUGCUAGAGAGUAGCCCGUUAAUGCUGGCACCUUGGCAUGGCCUAAGUGCUCGAAUUCAAGGUAUUAGCAAUUCAGAAUUUGAAUCAGUACAUGGAGAGGAUGUAUGGAGCCAUGCCGCAGCCAAUCCUGAUCACAGCAAGCUUUUCAAUGAAGCAAUGGCUUGUGAUGCAAGGGUGGCUGUGCCUGCAGUGAUUGAAAGUUGUUUAGAGGUGUUCAAAGGGAUUGAGACAAUCGUGGAUGUGGGCGGGGGUGAUGGGACUACUUUGCGCUUGUUGGUUGAGGCAUGUCCUUGGAUUCAAGGCAUCAACUUUGAUCUUCCUCAUGUUGUGUCUGUUGCUCAGGAGUGUGACCGCAUUGAGAAUGUUGGAGGUGACAUGUUUGAUUGUGUUCCAAAGGCUGAUGCUGUAAUUAAGAAGGCAUCUUUUCCAUAAUUUCUAGUUCGGUUCGAUUUAAAAAAUCUUUAUCAAAGAGUUGCACGUUUAGUGCUGGGAAGGCGUGAGAAGGCGGAGCAAAGCGUUG